UUGCCGGACAAUUUCUCCUGGGCCAACGUGAACGGCGUUUCCUACCUGACCCAUUCGUUGAAUCAGCACAUUCCGCAGUACUGCGGCUCGUGUUGGGCGCACGGGGCACUGUCCGCCCUCGCCGAUCGAAUCAAGAUUGCGCGGCUGGGACAAGGCGAUGAUAUCAAUCUUUCCAUCCAGUAUAUUCUCAAUUGUGGGGGUGGUCUGGCCGGUUCCUGUCACGGCGGGUACCACACCUCCACCUACGAGUUCAUUCAGCAAGUCGGCUACGUGCCCUACGAUACCUGCAUGAGCUACCUGGCCUGCAGUGAAGAAUCGACCGAAGGCUUUUGUCCGCAGCUCGAUACUUCCUGCACGCCGGACAAUACCUGCCGGACCUGCGAUACUUUUGCCGGGAUGGGCGGAGCGUGCUCCCGGAUUGAUUACUUUCCCAACGCCACCGUGGCCGAAUACGGUUUGAUCGAUCUCGACGACUUUGUCGUGCACAAGAUUCAGACGGAAUUGUACGUGCGCGGACCGGUGGCCGCCACCAUUAAUGCCGAACCCAUUGUCGAGUACGCCGGCGGCGUCUUUGGUGAAGACGGGCAUUCCCAACGGACCAACCACAUUGUCAGUAUCACCGGAUGGGGCACCGAUGAAGACACGGGCAAACUCUACUGGAUUGUACGCAACAGCUGGGGACAGUACUGGGGCGAAAUGGGAUUUAUGCGCAUCGAAGCCGGCAAGAAUCUUUUGGGCAUUGAAGGCGAGGUGGCCUGGGCGACGCCC
Messenger RNA from Phaeodactylum tricornutum CCAP 1055/1, 768 nucleotides. RefSeq lists its product with no specific name. The transcript has a single exon. Gene Ontology annotation, molecular function: cysteine-type endopeptidase activity. The record is from RefSeq and is a predicted model, not a curated record. Lineage: Eukaryota; Bacillariophyta; Bacillariophyceae; Surirellales; Neidiaceae. Gene Ontology annotation, cellular component: lysosome. The annotation marks the transcript as partial.